Molecule: messenger RNA, 10785 nt
Organism: Dermacentor silvarum
Lineage: Eukaryota; Metazoa; Arthropoda; Arachnida; Ixodida; Ixodidae
Gene: pins
Product: G-protein-signaling modulator 2
Exons: 12
Coding region: 210-2057 (615 amino acids)
Molecular function (GO): GTPase regulator activity; protein binding
Source: RefSeq, a predicted model, not a curated record
UCUCCUUCCUUCUCGCUCACAGCAAACCCGCAUUUACGUACGCUGUGCCCUGCUCAAGCACGUUGCUUCGUGACCACCGCUGCAGAUUAAUUCCAGCAUCUUCGCUCCCCAUCUUUGGAUUUAACUUAAAAGUCUGCUGUUAUACCGGCGGGAUGACAAUGUUGAUCUACGUGUAACCAUUUCAAGCCUCCACUAAGUUCUUUCUUAGCAUGGAGUCAAGUACUUGUUUAGAGCUUGCGCUUGAGGGUGAACGCUUGUGCAAGGCAGGCGAUUUCCACUCGGGUGUCGAGUAUUUAAGCGCUGCGAUCAACGUAGGCACGGAUGAUACGAGAGUGCUUAGCGCCGUUUACAGUCAGCUGGGGAAUGCUUCAUUUUACCUCGGAGAUUAUAAUAAGGCUCUGCAGUACCAUCUUCUUGAUCUCAAUACAGCCAAGGCAGCCGGUGACUUAUUGGGGGAGGCAAAGGCGAGCGGAAACUUGGGCAACACACUCAAAAUGAUGGGCAAGUUCGAUGAAGCAGUCACAAAUUGUGAAAGGCACCUAAGCAUAUCCAGGGAAAAAGGCGACAAAAUAGGAGAAGCACGUGCCCUUUACAACUUGGGCAAUGUGUACCAUGCUAAAGGGAAGCACAUAGCCCGUGCCAGUCGGCAGGAGCCUGGCGAGCUGCCAUCUGAUGUUCAGGACUGCCUUCGGAGGGCCAUCCACUGCUAUGAGGAGAACCUCAAGUUAAUGGUGGCUCUUGGUGACCGAUCAGCUCAAGGACGAGCGUACGGCAACUUGGGAAAUACAUACUACCUGCUUGGCAACUUCAAGAAAGCCAUUGCCUACCACGAGCAGAGGCUCAAAUUGGCCAAAGAGUUUGGGGACAAGGCAGCACAGAGGAGGGCAAACAGCAACCUUGGUAACGCCCACAUUUUCCUGGGGGAGUUUGGUGUUGCAGCUGAGCAUUACACGAAGACUUACCAGUUGGCCAAAGAACUUGGAGAUCGGGCAGUUGAGGCCCAGGCCUGCUAUAGCUUGGGAAACACAUACACCCUAUUACGUGACUUUGAGCGAGCCAUAGAAUUUCAUUUGAAGCACCUUCAGAUUGCUGAAGAACUCAGGGACAGAGUUGGUGAAGGACGUGCAUAUUGGAGUUUGUGCAAUGCACAUUGUUCUCUGGGUGACCACAAAGAGGCUCUCCACUAUGCCACCCGGCACCUGCAUGUUUCCCAGGAGCUCGGCGACAAAGUAGGCCAAGCAACAGCACAGAUGAGCAUUGCAGACUUGAAGCAAGUUCUUGAAGGUGAUGCGAGUGAAGCUAAAAAAGGUGCCAUGGAUGAUAUGAGUGCACCACAAGCUGCUUCUAAUGCCAAGCAUACGAAACCAGCAAAGCAAGAAGUACCCUCUGACGCUCAAAAGCAGCAGCGGUCAGGAAGUGACAUGGAUCAGGAUGCCUUCUUUGAGCUGCUAAGCGAGUUCCAGAGCAAGCGUAUGGAUGAUCAGCGCUGUUCUAUCACACCGCUGGAGAAUAAGGAGAAUGUAUUGCCCAAUGGAUCACCUCCAUAUCCCAGCCCAACAAGUUCAGGCCCAGAGGACAGUGCUAGUGUUCGGGAGGAACUGCUUGACCUCAUAGUGGGCAUGCAGAGCCGCCGCAUGGAUGAGCAGCGCACCAGCCUUCCACAGCUGCCAGGUCUGCGCCGCAACAACCACAACAACAAUAGCCUGCAUCACCAUCACCGCAUGUCUGUUGGAUCGGUGCUUGAGGAUGACUUCUUUGACAUGAUCGUGCGGUGCCAGGGCAGCCGGCUGGAGGACCAGCGCAGCAGCAUGCCCACUCUGCAGCGUGCCCCAAGCGCUCCUGUGGUGCCCAGCUCACGAUCCGCACCAACGGUGCCUGAUGAGGACUUUUUCUCGCUCAUCCUGCGCGUGCAGGCAGGCCGCAUAGAGGACCAGCGCACCUCCUUCCGGCCCCCCGAUGCCGCCCCAACCACUUCGUCUGCCCCCGUCCGGGCCAGCCUCAAGGGCAGUCUCAAAUCGGCCCUGCGGGGAAGCCGCCACUCCAAGUCCAAGCAGUAAAGGCAGAAUAUGUUGUUGGCCAGAGGGUCUUGCUCACAAGAGGCACGGUUUGCGUGCACGUGGAGUAGCCACAUGGUUCUCGCUUUCCUGUGUAGGUGAAAGCUUGAGACCUCUGAUGAAUUCCUGACAGAUUAAUGCUUUCUUAAUCGUGUCCACAUAAAUGUAAACCAACAGAAGGCAGUUGUGGUCAAAUGACCUGGCAGGAAGAAAUCGUUAGUGUUGGUGCCACCAAAGACUGUUAGGUUUAGUUUGAGACUCAGUUUCAACUGUUCAUAAAUUUAACUCAUUACAUUGUAUUGCAUCUGGUGCAUAGCAUGCGAAAUUUAUUGAUGACGUAUAGCAGUGCAGCAGUGGUUAUAGUUAUAACUUUCAAAUGUUUCACGACACUGUUUCACAAUGUUAACGCAGCUUUUUAUUUAUUUAUUCAGCUUUGGAAUGGCCACUAUGCUUGCUGCCAUUUUUGGUUGUGUGCAGUGGUAAUCCAGCAGUGCCAUUUGGCACAUUUUGACGAAUUUGUGUUUGUGUACAUGAGUUUGGAUGCUCUAAGGGACAUCAGUUAAAAUAAAUUCUAUGGCAGUACAAGAAUUAAAAGACCCCCCCUUCCACUCAUUGAAUUAUGAGAUCGGCAGCACUUGUACAUAUGCAGUCUCUGUGUAGAAGCAACCUUGGUUGGCAUGCUGUUAAAACAUGAUUUGAAUUAGACAAUUUUUUGUGUCAAUGCAGAGUUUGGGCUGCCUGCCUGUUUUGAUUAGAUGGAUAAAUUUGUAACUGAAAAAUGCAGACACAGUAGUCAAUGUCAACCCAAAGGGACAGCUUACCUGCUGUAAUGUAAUGCUGGUAAUGUAAUGCUGGCUUGCAGUCUGGCUGGUGUUGCACAAAGGGAAAUGCUGUCAUCUUCGUGAAAAAAAGUGCAGUCUUAUCUUCGUGUGGCAGCCAGAAUGAAAAAAACAUGCAGCACUUUCGUAGCAAUUAGUGGGGAAAUAUGGCUCCAUUUUGCAAAGUCUGGGCAUAGAUUUAUAGCAAUGGACUGGCCUCUUAUUUAUAUUCCAAAGACACUUCUUUAAAAAAAAGUUUAGACAUCAGUCAUGAAUUUUGAGCAUGACUAUUCAGCCAUACUUAGAACAUACUUUGACACUGUUAGCGGAUGCAUGUGUACUUUGUGUUCCUAGGUUAUGUCUCGUAAUGCUUGUGAAUAAUGUACAAGUUGGAUAGAAUUUUCAGCUCUUUUGAUGCCGAUUCUUCAUCAGUUUUUUAUCAUUUAAGCGAUGAAAAUAGCACUGACAGCUGCUUUAGUCACCGUGAUGCUGUUGUCGGCUGAAGAACUGCUUUAGUAUGUGGACAUCUGAUACAAAAUCUGUCGAACUUGGGACUGCUUCAACCACCACUGAUGCUAUGUCCUGAGCAGCAUGCUGUGUGCUUUUGUCAGUCAACCGAUCCACUGCAGUUAAAACAAAAGUUGAAAUAGCUUCAAGUUUUUUUGACGCCACUGCUCUAUUUCACAAUAUAAAAUAGGAUAAGCAAGACGCAAAACUCCACCAGCAGGCAUCGCCACACAACUUUAACACCACUCCUACAACGGUAAUGCUCAUGCUCAAACCAUGUGCAAAGCAAGGAAUGUGUUCGAACGUGUUACUUUCCUGCAAUCACUCUCAUUGUUUGUGUGCCCUGGCGAGCUUUUCUUUUUCUUUUUUAAAGCUUACGAUCUUUAUUUUAGUGUGAUGUUUGAGUUGUGUGUAGAAACCAGUUUGUGAACUUUGCAUAUCAUCCACUGGGCAGUAUACGAUGAGCGUUAAGCUACCUGCUGGUAGUAAUUGUAGUAUCACCAGCUUGCAUCCAUAGUGCCAGUUAGAGCCAUGUCAAGCUUGAGCAGUGACCAUCGGCAUCACGCGUUGACACCGUGACAGUAUGGAUUAUGGUUGCAAGUGCUUUUGCAGAGUGUUGUAUUUAUUAUUAUUUUUUAACAUAGAAAUGGUGCACAUUAAUAAUGCGUCAGAUAUCAUGUGUUUGUAUCCAUCGAUUCUCCAUGUCUGGGUGAAAUGGUAUGAUGCUUUUUUUUGGUAUUUAUUUUAAAGUUGGGCAAAAUGUGUUUUAGGUGGCUUUUUUUUUUUUCGCUAAUAGUAAUUGUAGUGCAAGUUUAUUUACAUAAGCAAUGGCCUAGCUAUUGUAGUAAGCUUUUAGCUGUAAGAAGCACCUAAAUUAUUCUGAUUUGUCCAUGACUGUUGGUUUUUUAAACCCAACGUAUUAGCUUUCAAAUUGAUUAUCAAAGUACUGCAUAAAAAUAAAUGUUCGGAGUGCUAUAUUUAGUUCCCAGUGCUAUAUUUACUGCUAUGAUAGUGAUAUACUGAUAUGAUGUUACAGGUGUCAUUUAACAAACCAUGUGAUCCCAACUGUUCUGGCCAAUGACAAGUAGCCAUUUUGAUUUAUUGUAGCUCCACAUUUCACUACGCAUCAACUUUUGCUGCUGAUUUGCUACAGCUACAUGGUGUGGUUAAAUAUAAUGCAUUUAUUUGUGUUGUGAUGUCUUUUUGAUAAUGUGUGAUUACAAUUGCCACAAACUGCACUUAAUCAAGGUUACUAUUAGUGUACUGACUCGACUCUUGAGCAACAUUUCUGUGUGUUCUGCUAAAUUUCAUGUACAACCUUUGUCACAGGUGUGCAGGCCACAGUGCAUGCAGUGGGGUGCCUGUGGUGCUUUUGAGGUCUAGAGAGUAAGAAGGGUAGUUCAUAACUCUAGAGCUUCAAGGUGCUGUGGAUGCUACAAGAGCCCCACUAGGUGGCAAAAAGCUACUCGAGCCAUGUGCUUUGUGGCCUGUUUGCUUUUGACAGAGAUUGCGGCUUAAGUAGCAAAUGGCAACGUAAAUGUUUAGCUUGAACUUUCUGACUGUGCGCAAUGCUUGUAGUCCCUCUUGAUUUUAAACUUGUUGCGCAUAUGGCAGUGUAGGAAUAUGUUGGGUAGUUUGCUAAGGGCUGCAGAAACUUGACCAAUGGAGCUGACCAAAGCUUGUUUCAAGUAAAUGCACUUUUUUCAAACAUCCUCUCUAUUGCACAGAAAAUCAGUGAGACCAAUGCCACAGCCUAGUAGCACAGUUAUCAGAUUGCUAUGAAGCAUUGACAGUAGAUAUUUGCGACAUUGCUAGAGGUGUAUGGCAUCUUGUGACUGAUGGUCAGGAAUUCCCCCUACAUGUGUAAUGCUGGUGUGCUAGUUAUGGUGUGACCUUGUGUGUAGUAUCUUGCACAAGAAUGAAACUUAAUUCAGCACCAACAAUCCUAUAGGUAGUAAAUUUCCUGUGGAGAUGAGAUCUAAUUUUCAUGUUACUCUGUCUAAAUAGUGCCAGUACACCAAGCUGCCUGGCAUUACAGAGCUUAACAGUGCGGCUGAACAGGCAGUGCAUAAGCCUUCAAAUACUUGCUUAUUUGGGGCCAAAGCAUUUGGUAGAUAGUUUCUGGUUAAGAGUAAGGCUGUUUCUACGUGUAUUUGCAUUGUUUCACAGGUGCAAGUGCACAGUGCGUAGUGUGGAACAAGGGGCUGUACCAUGCAACCAGCAGGUACUGCUUCACUUGAUUGCUUUUUUCCUUAAAAGCUUGUUUCUAUUUGAGACAGAUCUGGCCCAUGUUGAAUUUAGCUUCACAUCCAUCGUGUUGUUGCUAGGGGAGCAGACUUGUCUGACACUAUUUUCUUUCCAUGGGAUUUGUGUUCAACAUGUCCUUGUCUUUUUAGACAGCAUGCCAAAGCAGCAGGGCAGCAUGUCUUUUCUCUUGAGCUGAGGCAUUGAUUUUUUGGUCUGAAAUUAGCAGAAUUGCAACAUAAGGGGAGGGGAGUACGACUCCUGGUGAGGUGCCAAAUGCCAACAGUGGUGUUAGAGCCAUAAACACCUGCCUAAAUUUACCCGUGAGCUCUUGUUGGAAAUUUAACCACAGUUUAACCUGUAUGAGAAAAACCUGCCUAGAAUGUUGUGACAAUGCCUCUAGACCCCCUUUUCAUUUACUUUGCUUAUAAUCUUACUACUAUAUGACUUGUAAAGCAUACAUAAUAGCUUCUGUUAGUUUUAUACUGUAUCAGGAUUUUUUUUUUUAUUGUCAUUUGGGAAAUGAUGUUGAAAUUUUUGUUUACUUGUAAGACAAACUUGCAGGGUGUAAAUGCUAGAAGUUGCCCUCAUUAUGCACAACUUUCUACAUAAAAAAAAUGUUCCUCUCUUUUCUUUCUGAAAUCAUUUCUGCAUUUGGUGGUUGAUUAAUAAUGUCAAGUCUCUUAUGAUUGGUCCUGCUGCUACCAAACCAUGGGGCAAGUCAAUGCUUCAUACAAUGGCGUAACAACGAAAGUGCCAUCGUAGCACAUCUGCGGUGGUGUUGUAGAGAAGGGCAUGUUCUCCUAUUUCCAAUAAUACUGAAACUGUCAGCAUCCUCUUGAAGCUUAAAUACCAAAGUUGGGAAGACAAAGGAACAAAAAUAAUUAUCUAGUAGGCAAGUGUGCACCUUUCUAACUGAAUCUGAGACUUUUUGCUAAAGGUGUAGGAGUUCCAGGGGAUGUUUAUGGAUUAAUAGGCAGCCAAAAGACGUUUUUCUGAACCUUUGUUCCAUCAGGUGAGAGAGCAAUCAGUGUACAUAUUGUCUACACAGUAGUGUUGCCGUUUGAAAAAGUAAAGCAGAAAAAGUAUGGGAAAAAAAGUGAAUAAAAAAAAAAGCUUAGUUUCGUUUUUCAGCCAAAGUAAUGGUAGAAAGGCUAUUGGAGCCCAAUUGUGGAGUGAAGUCUUCCUUGCACUCAUGCCAAAGCACCUGUGUCAGCACAUUUUUAUUAGUAUGAGCAGUUGUGAAAAGCUAAUGGCAUUGAGUCUCUUAGUGACAGACAAGCAUUAUGUGACUAAGUCUGCAUUAAAUGCAAGAAAAACAAACAGGAAAAGGUAAAUAAAGGAAGUCUUUGUUUAAGGAAUGUGUCAGCUCCAGUGCUUUCAAGGGUUACUGAAAUUGAAGAAAUGUGUGGAAUCAUGCUUGGAAUAACUGACUUGCCAUUGCUAUACAUAUUAAAACCACCGAUUCAUUUGCCAUCACCUUUCUGAAGUCGACUUUAUCUCUUAUAAUUUUUUGCUUUUCUUGAAUAUAGAUUUGAAGAUUUGUGUCAAUGCUACUUGUUGGUUUGGCACUGUUUUAACGAUUCAGUAUGACUAGUUUCAGAGCCGUUGACAAAGCUAGCAACAUUUAAAAAAAUAAAGGCCAUAUUUUCUUGUCAAAUAAUGUAGCAAUACAGCUUUUCCAGCAACCCGCAGCUUAUUUUAGUGGCUGACUUUUCUUCAUAUAGAUGUUUUUUUUUUCCUCCAAAGAGUGAUUUGCUUCGCUGUGUUUGGGUUCAUAUUGAUACUGGACCAUGCUGUUUUUUCCUUGAUAAUGCCCUGACACCCAUGUAGCAGGUUUUGCUGCACAACCAUGACUGUUGUGCAGGUGUGUUAAUGUUGGCAUUUGUGCUUUGUGAACAUUGAAACCAAAAUUAAAGCCCUCAGCUACUGCAUGGAACCAGCAAGAGAGAUGUGCUUGGCAGCUUGUGGGAUAGAGACAGCAUUGUGCUGGUGAAGUGCAGGCCUCCAGUAGAGUGUCUGGCUUGUAGUUCUGAGCCCUAGGGCAGGAUCGCCUGCCUUAUCAAGUCUUUGAGGCAGCCUUGCCAGGCAUGCUUCAGCAGGUACCUGAACUGCUUGUCUUUUAAGGUUUGUAAAGCGUCCCUGUGAGAAGGCGUUUUCGUCUGGCACAUUCCUGUCGUCUCUUGGUGAUGUAAGAUGCCUGCUGCAUGAUAAAGUGCACACAUGCCAGCCAUCUGUGUUUUCCGCGAGUUAAGACCUCAAAGGUGUGGCUAUCUGUCCUUCAGUGUACCUAAACGUCUUCUUGUGGAAACUGUUAUGAAUGUGGAAGGUCAGGGUGGGUGUUGUCAAAUUUGCAUUUAUGAAGCGCACACACAACACACAUGUGCGCAUAAAGCUUGCAGUCCUGAAUGAAGUAAACAUUACUGGAAAACUGUGCACACCUCUAAGUCACUGCAAACAAGUAUGUAUUCAAGGAUAAUUCUGCUGCUAGGAAGUGACCAACACCACAGCAAUGAGUAUACAAAGUCUAGAUAGUUGUGAAGAUCAAACCAAAGCUGUGCUUGAAAUAGCAAGCUUCCAUUCACUUUGAGUGUGUGAGUGUUUUGUUGAAAGCUUCAGUGUCAUUAGAUGGGUAUGAAGUUCAUAAACCUAAUGCAUGCAUUUUUUAUGACUGAUUACACCAUGCUUCGGAAACGUGAAGCAUGUCAAUAGAUUUUUUGGUGCGCUGGCAAUCUUUAUCCCGUGUACAGUCAAAGGGAAAACGAAAAUUGAGUGGAAGAGUUUAUGAUGGUGCUACAAAAUCUGAAGAUUAUGCUCGAGAUGGGUAAUGCAUCAAUUUGGUUCAUUUGAACUUGCUGUAUGACACACUGUUUUUCAUAGAAUAUAGCAAUGCCAUUAAUGAGCAAAGUUGAAUGAAGUUUUUUUACUUGUUUUAUGUUUUAUUUACCCAUGGCUGCAUGGCUACCAGAUGUUGCUAUUUCAUUUCUUCACAGUACAGGGUAAAUUAUGUUUAGUGAGAUUAACCAGAACAUUAUUCCAAAAUAUUUAAACCUUUUGGGGCUUUGUUUUAUUGCUUACUCAGUUGCAUGUUUCUUGAAUGCACCAGGAGUUAUUGUCUUGGUGCAAGUUUCUGACACAAUUUUCUUUUGAGUAGGCAACGUGCAACCAGAGUAUAACAUUGUAUUAAGGUUCCAUUUGCAUAUUUUCUAUUUCCCAUCAUUGGCUUGAGCACUGCAAUUACUUUCUGAUCAGCUACUGUGUUUAAGGUAUUACUGGAAGCAGUAAAAGCAAACAAAAAAAAAAAUGCUGUAUUAUGCCAGCAGAACUCUGAUCCUCUAUUUGUAAGACAAAACGAAUGCUGUGGAAGAUAGUAGCCUUUUCAGGCAAUAUUGGUAACCUCGGUUAAAAAUAAAUCUUAAGCAAGUGGGGGUGCCAGCUCCAGCUGCGUCAGAUGGUUCAACUUGAAAUGCAUUUAAUUAUACUUGUGAAACGGUUUGUCAUUAUGUUACAUUAAAAGACAACCAGCAAGAUAAUAUAUUGUUUACCAUGGAGACUAGUGCUCUUUAAAGCUGAAGGAAGUUUUGAGAUCAAAUAAAGCCCAAGUUUCCUAAACUAUUGGCAGCAGAAAAUCUUGUUGCAACUAGAGUGACAAUCUCACAGUUCCAAGCAGCUUCCUUACAUAGUAUGUGGUCAGCUGGGCACUUGGGGAGGUAUUCUGUAAGAGUCCACCUAGUGGACAUGUCCAUUUUGUCUGCUGCUGAAGUGCUGAUUGGCUGUGGUGCCUGGCUACUGCUGAAGCGCUCCCCAGCCCAGCCAAUCAGAACUUCAACAGCAGAUGGAAUGGUCAUGUCCGCUAGGUGGACUCUUACAGAAUACCUACCCAGUUGUAUCUGAGUGCUUCUUCGUUUUUGUUAACACGGUAUGCAUGACUAUUCUACAACCACUUGGGUGCUUAACAUGCUUUACAUGCUAGGAAAUUUUUGAAGGCAUAUAUGAGUUUGUUUUACGAAAAAACAAAGAAGGAAAACAUUUAGCGAGUUUAAAGAACAGCAUGUGGUGUUGUGAGGGUAACUGGGGACUGAACAGGUUUUGCAGCUAUGGCCAAGAGUCAGUGCAAGUUUUCUUCAGCCUAAUGGAGGCUGUGCAUCAGACCAAUGUGUUGUUACACCAAGGCACUCUGUGUUGGCCAGUGUGCAUCCUUGCGUGUGUUGGUGUGUGUGUGUUCGUGUGUAUAUAAUAUAUAUCUAAAUAUAUGCGCGUGUACGCAUCAUCCUGGGAGGCAUUCAUGUCCUAAUGUCCCUGUGUGUUGUCAUAGCCCUGAAUUGUGUUUACUUAAAAAAAUCGCUUAGUGUCCAUCUCUUACAGGCGUCUCGUAUAUACAUUAUAAAUAUAUAAAAAUAUAACCCAGCCACAUAUAGGAGCUCAGUAAAAUUGUUCAUGCUUCAUAUAAAGUAUAUUUUUUAGAAGAAAAAGCAAGCCAAAAUGUUACUAGUGGUCAUCUUUUUAUGCAGCCAAACUAGUGCAGACUGCAUCCAUUUAGCAUUUACUGCUUGUUACGCAAUCGUUGCAUGAAGUGAACAGUUCAUGUUAGAACAAAUGUUAUUUCUUCCAUGUUCAAUAUAGCACCUACCAGUGAACAAGAUGGGCUGGUUUCUUUUUUUUUUUCCUCCCAUUUUUCUUUGGAUUGGAAAGGAGUAAUUGUUGUAACGUGUUGGUUGUUCACUAUGUGUAAUCGUGUUGAGAAAGCCUGCUAUGCUGAAUGAAACUGUUGGUUCAUCCGCAAGCAAAUGUCAUUUUCAAGAACUCCAACCUGCUGCAUUGUGUGAAUUUUCAUCAAGGAAAAUGCAUUUGUCAGGUGUCCAUGUGUGCAAAUGUUUGCACCAUAGCUGUUGUUGCAACCGUCAGCAGUUCCCAGUGAUAACAUGAAACAAUAUUGUCUACUUGGAAACUGUCAGUAAACUGUAGACACUAUGUUGUCAGCUGGUGAGGGAGCUGCCAUUAUCCCAAACUGAAAUUCUUCCAAGCUACUACAGUGUGAACAAUGUGAGUACCUGUAUUCAACUGCCUUCAUUAUUUCUAGUGUUAACUAGGCAUUGCAACAGUACUUCAGAAAUGAACUGUAAGCUGCCCGUACACAUAUGGAAAUAAACUAUAUAAAAGUA